Trypanosoma brucei brucei TREU927 is the source of this 1335-nucleotide messenger RNA. Its product is annotated as pyrroline-5-carboxylate reductase, putative. Gene Ontology annotation, molecular function: pyrroline-5-carboxylate reductase activity. The transcript has a single exon. The record is from RefSeq and is a predicted model, not a curated record. NCBI's taxonomy places the organism in Eukaryota, Euglenozoa, Kinetoplastea, Trypanosomatida, Trypanosomatidae. The coding region runs from base 1 to 1335 and encodes 444 amino acids. Gene Ontology annotation, biological process: L-proline biosynthetic process.
AUGGGCAUGUGUACAGACAGGUGCGUGGGUGUAUGCAAAUUGAACCUUGCCCUGAUGCAUUUUGUAGGGAUGGGGGAAGUGUGUGUAUGGAGGAGGUGUGGAGAAAGGGGGAAAAAAAAAGAAAGGAACAUAGAAGACAAACGGAAAGGGGAGGGGGGAGUUCACCUUAAUUGUUUAUUUUGCCUCCUGAUGUGCAAUAUGUUCUUUACAUUUUGUGCUUCCUCUUUUGUUCUAUUUUAUUUAAACCAAAUGCUCCCUCCCCUUGGGGAAGCACACAUUUGUGUGAAAAUAUAUAAAUUAAAAUAUAUAUAUAUAUAUAUAAGAUCGUAUCUAUAUUGCUUCUUGUUUUUGUGCAAAUGUGUCUGGGAUGGUUCUAUAUGUGUGAGUGAGGUGUUUUAUUUGGCGCUCGACUUUGUGUUGUUGUUCGUUCAAACUUAUAUCAAGGGUCAAGGAGGUAAUUACACACACGCACACACACAAAAAAAGGAAAAGGAUAAUUGUCAUACGAAAUCCGUUACAAUAAUGAAGAUAUCAUUUAUUGGAUGUGGCAACAUGGGCGAAUGCAUCUUAGGUGGACUUAUUCAAAGCAAACAGUACCCACCCGAGUCUAUCCGCGUUUUUAACCGUACAAAAGCUACUGUGGAUCGGCUUUGCGAGCGUUAUGGUGUGGGAGGAGCCCAAAGCGCUACUGAUGCUGCCGCGUACGCCGAUGUGAUAGUCAUCGGCGUCAAACCAAAAGUUGUCUGUGAAUUACUUGCAAGUAUUCAGUCGAGUGUAACGGCAAAUAAAAUUAUUGUAUCGGUCGCUGCUGCAAUUUCUAUCGCCUCGAUGGAAAAGGCACUCGGGUCGGAGGCACGCAAAAUUGUGCGCACUAUGCCAAACCUUCCCACACGUGUCGGUGCCGGUGUGACAUCCAUCACUUCCAACGCACACGUGACGGCUUCUGAAAAGGAAACAAUAUUUCAGCUCUUCCGCACCAUUGGUAUUGUUGUAGAGGUUUUAGAGUCACAAAUUCCUGCCGUGAGCAGCGUCGCAGGUGCGUCACCGGCGUAUGUGUUCAUGUUUAUGGAAGCAAUGGCCGAUGCGGCAGUUCAUGGUGGUUUGCCUCGCGCACAAGCGUAUGAAUUAGCGGCUCAAGCGGUAUUAGGAUCUGCGAUAAUGCUUCAAAAGUGUGACAUGUCUCCUGCACAAUUGAAAGAUAUGGUUUGCUCACCUGGAGGAGUAACUAUUGAGGCUGUACGGAUACUUGAGAAGGGUGGAAUGAGGUCUGCUGUCAUUGAAGCAAUGAUUGCGUGUACCGAUAAGUCAAAGGAACUUGAGAAGGGAUUGAAUUAA